Molecule: messenger RNA, 1097 nt
Organism: Quercus lobata
Lineage: Eukaryota; Viridiplantae; Streptophyta; Magnoliopsida; Fagales; Fagaceae
Exons: 2
Coding region: 48-800 (250 amino acids)
Source: RefSeq, a predicted model, not a curated record
AAAAAAAAGGCUGCAUUUGAGCUACCACAGAAGCAAAAUUGCGAAUCAUGAUGAGGCAUGCAGUUGUUGGCAGUAUGAUCUUAGUGAAGAAAAGGAUGAUGACGGAGGCGUGGAUGAUUCCUCAAAGUUGGAGGGAACUUUGGCAGGAAUGGGAGCUACGAGGAAUGAUCAUACUUAGCCUCACUAUCCAAAUAGUUCUUGUCAUUCUGGGCAAUCGCAGAAAGUAUAUUGCUGGAAUCUGGAUAAGAUUUAUUGUUUGGUCAGCCUACUUACUUGGUGACUCCAUAGCUGCAAUGGCGGCUGGCAUGCUCUCAAAUAAUAUAGGAGAAACUGACAAGGGUGGUCUUCUUGAUGCAAAGUAUGAACUCACAGCAUUUUGGGCACCUCUUAUGCUGUUGCACUUAGGUGGUACCGAUGCCAUUACUGCUUACUCCUUGGAAGACAAUGAGUUAUGGAAAAGGCAGUUGUUUGGAGUAGCCACUCAAGCAAUGGCGACAUUUUACAUCUUGCUUAUGGCCUGGACAGGCUCUCAUAUGUCCUUCCUCUUUAUUGUGAUGUUCUCUGUUGGGCUUGUCAAGUAUUGUGAAAGAGUGUGGGUUUUAUACUCGGCAAGUGAAAACACAUUUAGAGACUCCAUUCCGGAUAUCACCACUAAUGUAAUCAAAAUAAUGGAGGAAUGCAAACUGAAGGAGCUAGAGGGAUACCACAAGGUACUUGAGGUUCAAGUGCUUGAGGUUCAUGAACGGGAUUUUUCAACCGAUACUUCAUCAAUUAUAUCAUCCGUUCCUAACGCAAAAUAAUUACUUGUUGUUUGUAGUUUACUUGAGAUGGUUAAGCGCCUCUUUGCAGAUUUCAUACUUGGCUUACAGGAACGGGAUGUAAGCAGGGCAAUCUUCAACAACAAUGAUAUGACUGACAAAAAGGCUUUUGAGGUUAUUGAGAUUGAACUCAAGCUUAUAUUCGAUUUGCUUUACACCAAGGCAAAGGCAGUCUACACUUUUUGGGGCAUUGCUCGACGAAUCAUUGGAAUCCUUCUCACCUUGAUUGUAUUGGUGAUUAUUUUGUUGCAUGAGAUGGUGAUAUCAAAGAAAAAAUAC